ACAAAUAUACCUAAAACCCUAAACCCUAACUGUAUCUUCUCCUCUCUCUGCCGACAGAAUCGCCAGAAAAAUUACCAGAAUCGCCGUUCGUUUUUUCGUCUUCGUUUGUAUCUUCUCCGUCGUCUUCGAUUUGUGCUCGCCUUUGCGAUUCCAACCUAUUUCCAUCUCUUCUCCGUUUGUCAAAAGAACAGGUUCUUGAACUGGUUUUUACUUUGUUCCGCAUCCUUUUCUUUGUGCAAAAUGCCUCGCACUACCACUCUGGAGUGCCCUGGCUGCCCUCCACUUCGUGCCCUAACCUUUGACACACUUGGUCUUAUCAAAGUUAUCGAGUCCCGUGAAAAUCAAGGAGGUCCUAAGGUUGUAGAGAGAUGGGGCGAACCUGAUCCAUCCAAGUCCGUUAACGCUGUUUCAAUCAUUGACCGAAAAUCUCACCCUUUAUUAGCUGUAGCAAGGAAAAAUGGCCAGAUUGAUGUUUUGAGCCUUGUCAAUGGAGAUUCUCAUGCUACAAUUACGACCGCCAAUGAUGUAGAUGUUCAGUCUGAAGAGAAUAAUAUUAUUGGUUUGCAUUUAUUUGCAAAACAAAAUCUUGAGUUAGAUUCCAGGGUUUGUACUUUACUUACAUGCACGGGCAAAGGGAAUGCAAGUAUAAGGUCCAUUGAAGUUCCUGAUUCGUUGACAGGAUCUUCCUCAACUAAUUCUUCAAAAACCUGGGAUGUAUGUAAUGGUGGUAACAUCUUGUGUUGCAAGGUGGAUGGAAAUGAGGAGUUUGCUUUAUUUGGAGGGAAAGGUGUUGAAGUCAAUAUUUGGAAUCUUGCUAACGAGACUAAGAUCUGGAAUGCCAAAUCUCCUCCUAAAAACAGCCUUGGUAUAUUUACACCUACCUGGUUCACAUCUGUUUCAUUUCUAAGUAAAGACGACCAUCGAAAAUUUGUUGCUGGCACCAAUAACCAUCAGGUUCGUCUUUAUGACAUAUCUGCUCAGAGGAGGCCUGUUCUCUCUAUAGACUUUCGUGAGACACCAAUUAAAGCACUGGCAGAGGAUAUAGAUGGCAAUACAAUCUAUGUAGGGAAUGGGUCUGGUGACAUGGCUUCUGUUGAUAUUCGUACAGGAAAAAUGCUAGGAUGUUUUACUGGAAAAUGCUCUGGAAGCAUCAGAUCCAUUGUCAGGCACCCCGAGCUACCUGUGGUAGCUUCAUGUGGACUGGAUGGCUAUUUACGACUUUGGGAUACCAAGACAAGACAGCUUCUUUCUUCUGUUUUCCUUAAGCAGCAUAUUCUGCAUGUUCUUUUUGACUCCAAUUUCAUUGUUGAAGAUAUGCCCAAAGGAGCGGAUUCGCUACCAUGCAAGGAACAAACAAUGAAGGGGAUCACAGUUGGGGAAGAAAUUGAAGCAUCACCUUUGAAAAGAAAAAAGUCUUCUAAAGUUAAAGAAAAUGGGAUAGAUGGUAGUGAAAAAAAGGAAGAGCUAAGCAGAACGAAGAACGCAAAAUGUGUAAAGGAAAUGAUGGACCUGAGAAGAUGGAAUCAAGAGAAGAAGGAAGCAAGUCAGCAUCCAAGAAAAGAAAUAAGAGCUCAAAAAAAGAAAUUCCAGAUGAAAAGUAGCAAUUUAGUUGGAUUGAUUACAAUGCUAUAUAUGCGCAAAGGGAUCCAAACUAAUAUUGGGAUGCAGGGUGAUGAAGGCAGUAAAAGAUCUUGCAGGAAUUUGAGUUUUGCAAUUCGAUCAGCUUGGAGGUUGUUUUGUGGGGAAAUGACUAGGCUGGUUAGAUCUGUUCGAUUUUGUGAAAUUUUUAUGCAUAAGUGUAUUUUAAGUUAUCCAGCAUUGAGGUUAGUGUUUAGGCAUGUCUCACGGUUCCUUAGAAAAUGUUCAUUAUUUUGCUUUGCUAAUGUUGGCUCGUGGACAAUCCUUUUGUACUUAGGUUUGAAAAUGAUUUUCAAUUCAUUUUCUUGGUUCAAUCAAAUUUUGUUUCAGAUAAUAUAUCUUACAUUUGAUUAAGAGAUUAUUUUGAUCACACCGAGAGGAUAUUAA
Molecule: messenger RNA, 2025 nt
Organism: Cicer arietinum (chickpea)
Lineage: Eukaryota; Viridiplantae; Streptophyta; Magnoliopsida; Fabales; Fabaceae
Source: RefSeq, a predicted model, not a curated record